Molecule: messenger RNA, 13292 nt
Organism: Pyrgilauda ruficollis (rufous-necked snowfinch)
Lineage: Eukaryota; Metazoa; Chordata; Aves; Passeriformes; Passeridae
Gene: TECTA
Product: tectorin alpha
Exons: 25
Coding region: 4807-11268 (2153 amino acids)
Biological process (GO): cell-matrix adhesion
Molecular function (GO): protein binding
Source: RefSeq, a predicted model, not a curated record
CUGUGUCUUCCCCGCUCCAAGUUCAAGACUUGCCCCAUUUCCUGGUUACAAGCAGCUGCUCAGCAGUUUUUGGAGCUGUGCAGCGAGGGCUCUAGUUACACAUGAACUCCUGACCUUCAUUUUGAAAUGCUCCCUUUAUCCCCACGUGCACUUUCUUUCCCAGGAUGCUUUUUCCCGCAUCACCGAGCUCCUUUGGUAUUCUUGGAGUUGUGUAUUUCUCUUCACAUUUUACCUGGAUUGUGGGGUGGGAUCAUUGGGGAGGGAACAAAGUAUUAUUAUCUCAUAGUCUUCAGGUUUAGGAUUUGGGGAUUGUUCAGAGGGGAUUAGUUCCUUAUCCAAAGCAAGGGUUGAAAUGGGAGGAUUUAAAACAAGUUACUGAUUUGUGCCUCAUCCCCCUGCCAAAAAUAGCAAUUUCUUGGCCCCGUUGAGAUGAGCAAUAGGGAAGGGAGUGAGAUUUUCCACAGGUAGCAUAGAUUUUCCACAGAUCCGUGGUAGCCGUAAACUAAAGAGCAGGGAGAUAGUGGCAGUAUAACAUAAAAUGAUGCUUUUAUAAGCUAGAGCUUUACUGAAGAUGUAUUUUCCAUUUGGGCAGCAAAUAUAAUUUGCUGCCUGAUAGCAGAACCCUUAAGCCAACACUUCUGUAUGAUAUAUACAUACCUACCAAUAGGAAAAGUUGUGGUUAAUAAGAUAUUUUGUUAUAAAGCAAAGUUUUAUGAAGAUAUGGUUGUUUAAUAUUAGAAGCCUAUUUCAGCCCUUGACCUCCAGUGUGAGUAAGUUUUCCCUGAGUGGCUGCAGAGUCUGAGGCAAGCGACCUAUGGGGAUGCAAAAGUAUCUCUGACCCAAUUCUCCAGAGCAGUAAUUGCCUCUGUGGGUGUAUUUAUGGCAUUGUACCUGCUAUUAGUGAGAUGCUGUAACUCUUGACCAACUUCCUCAGCACAAUUAAGAGUCUGGGUUUCAGAGAAGGGAAUAAACAAAGGCCAUUAAAGAAUGGAAUGGGAUGAUAAAGAAGGGCCAAGUACGUGCUUUUAAGUUUGUUUGCCCACUAAAAAUGGGGUUGUCCAUGGAGGGAUUGGUGCUGUCACCAGCUCAGAACUGGCAGUAAAUCCUGCUUUUAUUUGUGACAGACCUGGUGGCAACUGGAAGAUGGAAAAAGAGAACACAGAGGGUUAACAGGUGCUGGGGAUUUGGUGCUGACACCCAAACCUGCUCCCCUGGUCUGUUCAGGUAUGAAAUCACCACCCUGCCACUUCUCCAGGGAAAGGUUUUUCUCAAGGCAUUCACCUUGUGUGCAGAUAGUGGAGCAGUCGUGGGGUAGAAACCAAAAGCCUUGGUUGGCUUCCCAAGGAGAAGGACUCACCCCCAAAACCAGAGAGAGUUUGUGUGUGCAGAUGAUCAGCUGUGUGAACUGGGACCAAACAGCACUCAAGGAUGUGGCAAAAUACCCCAAAUCCUGGUACCUUGUGGGGAAGGGUCCUGUGUGUGUGCCACCCACCAGGGGACCACGUCUUGGGGAGAGAGGAGAAGGUUCUGAGUGGGGGAGGAGGUUUGGGUGCUGAGUGAGGGUGCAGAUGUGGCAGGAGGUUUGAUUUAAACCUCUGCCAUGUCAGGAGGGGCUGUGUCCAGGCAUUGCCAGCGUGUGCCCUCUUCAGCUGAAGGUCCCUGGGUCUGUCACAUCCACUUGAGAAAACAAAAUAGAUGUGCAAGCUUCCCUGGCUGGUGUCCUUCUACCUGAGGGCUGCUUCUGUUGUGUUGUUCCUGCUAGUUCAUGCAUCAAAGUCUGCCACGGGCAGCCUGCAGAGCAGGCACAGCACCUGCUCCACGAGGACUUGGGUGACAGCUGUAUACCAAAGUGUCCCACGGCUCCUGUGCCGAGUUUGAGGCUGUGCUGUGUGGUUUUGGAGAUGUUCCUGUUCAAUAUCCGUGUUUUUGGCCAGAUGUUCCAGGCAGAUCGCUGUUAUGAAUAUGCACGGGGUGCUGGCUGUCCUCUGCUCGCUGGCUGGGAUUUGUAACCUCGUUUUUUGGGAGCUGCAGGCAUGCUGGUGGCAGGUGUGACCCGUGGUGGCUUGGGGGACGUGCUGCUGGGGACAGGCUCUCCCUGUGCCCUCUCCUGCUCAGGUCCAGAAUCCGACGGAGGAGCUGCAGCUCUGCCUCUCGCUUGCCAGUGAGAUCCUGUAGGUUCUGUUCCUGUGCAAGAUUUGAGAAUGCAAACGAGGUGCUUAAAGCAGCCCAGAGGCUAAAAUAUGUAUUCCUGGCAGCUGUGCCUCCCUCGUUUGGAUGUGGCAUUUUUGUAGGCAGCAGAGAGACGCCUUCCCCAGAGCAAUGUUAGAGGGGCUUCAGCCAUCUCGAGCCAUUGCCUCUGUGAUUGCUUUUCUGCAGCUCCUGGAAACUUCAAAUAUAAUUUAAACAUGAAGAUCUGUUCUUGCUCCCUGUUAAUGUUGCAUCCAUAUGUAAUUUCAAAGAAGAAGAACUGUGAGUCCAUCUGGUUUUUUAUUCUGGUUUCUCUCCCAGGGGAUACACCUCCCGCUCCCACAAUUUGCCUUUGGUUUGCUCGCAGACUUAGUGGUGGAAUUCAGGCCAAAAUAGGUCAUUGGUUUGGAUCAGUUCAAUAAACUUAUGUGUGAGUGAAAACUGCUGGGAUUUUUUUUGCUGAUGGUUUUGUUGUCUGUCCAUGAGCUUGAGUACAGCCACCUCACCUGUGCAAGGAGGGGAGAAGUCACUUCCAGGAGAGCUGGAAUAUCUGUUCCUCCUCUGGACUGUAUUUCCCCAUGACUGGGACUCAUCCCCACUUCCAGGUGAGGAAUAAAGCUCGAGCUCACUCUCUCUCCUCAGAAGAGAAAACAAAUUUCACCCUCAUGGCCUGCACCAAAUGACCCUGGGGCAGGCAGGAGGAGAGAGAUGCUCCUCUGGAUGGGAAAUCUUGCUCUUGGGCAAAUCCAUUGCCAGGGCAUCUUCCAUGGGCUGUGCCAGGGAGAUGGGAAUGAGACAAGGCACUGCCUGUGCCAAGGUCAAGCAGACACAGAAGCCCUUGUGGAAUCUUUGAAUGCUUGUUUUCCCUCAAGGUAAGGCAUGGGAGGAAGUUUUCUGCUAGAAGAAUUAAGAAAAGAAGAAGUGUUUGGUUGUUCAGCUGCGAUGUGUUCAGCUCUGCAUGAUGGGAACAUCUCUGCCAAAAGAAGAGAGGCUGGAAGACAAAAUCUUCCCCAAAGAGUCAGUGAGACCUAAUCAAACUUCAUCAGUAUUCACUUGCCCAGACAAACAGGACCAGAGUAUUAAACUGACAAAGGAGCAGAGGGAAACCUAUUUUCACCAGUUUUCUCUGUGUUGCAAAACAGAAUGAGGAGAGUCAAUUGAUUUUCCUGGAGCUGGUUGUGUUUAAAAUGUAUGGGAGGGAAGGGAAGAACGGGGAUACAGGCUGGAAGUAAUCUGCCCUGGAAUAUCAGUCAGUGCUGAUAUCCCCCUGCCCUCCUAAAAUAGCUGUUGGCUUAGAAAAGGGUAAAAAUAAAUUUAAAAAUGAAAGAUUCCUGCUAGCAAGGCCAUGCUUGGAGGAUGGAGGGAAAGCAAAUUUUGGGAUUUGCUGUGGAGGCAGCAAGCUGCCUGGUGCCCUGAUGUGCUAAGAGAGACUGCUGAGGUAAGAGACAGCUUUUUGGGGGAAACUUGCUGAACACACUGCCAGGAGCACCCAGGGAAAAAAAGUCUGGCAGCUUCUUGCUGGGCUGCUGGCAUUCCUGUCUCCUCUCUGUUCCUGACAAAGAGUGGGGAGGACAAGAGGAAUUAAGACCUCCUAGCAGGGAAAUUAGGGAGUAAAAGGCCCCCACCCCAAAUGUCAGAGGGGAAAAUCAGCCAAGCUCAGGCUGUUUUCCCAGUGCUGGGGUUGGAGCAGUGCCUGUCUGAGCUGAGCCUUGCUGCAGGAUGAAAAAUCAGCUCUAAGGUAGCUCUGCUGAUGGAUCCUUCACCCCCCAGCUGCUGUUCAGCUCUCCCUCUCAUCCAACAUGGAUAUGAACCAACUUCAAGCAGUUGAAAUCUUUUUUGGGGUACAGAUUGGACUCAAAUGUAGAGCUGUGGUCAGCCCAGAAGCCAGAGGCAGGGAAAAUCCCUGUGGAAACUGCAGCUGUACGAGUGAAAAUGAUAAUAACGCUCACAGCAGUGAAGGUUCCCACCAGCACCAGAGAGGGUGGAAAUGGGAACAGCAAGGAAACCUUCUGUGGGCUGGGCUGGGUGAGUUUUUCCUUUUCCACCUGUAAAAAAGCAGGACUUGGAUGGCAAAGCAACUCCAUUGAAACUUCAGGGCUGUGCCUUUGAACGGCGCUUUAAGCCUAGCACUGUUUAAUGCUAAUGCUGUAACUUUAUAUAUAUGGGCUUUUUCUUUUUUUUCCCCUUUACACAAAGGAGGAAGGGGCUCAAUUCUUCUGAGGGUUGGGUUUUCUGUUCCCUGAGCAGCAGAGCUGCGAGCCCAGCUCUGUCUCUCUGGCAUUUCCAUCUGAAUCUGCCUGAAGGGGGUGAGCUUUUGGGGAAGAAAGAGGCUUCUCUCCCUCUCCAGGCCAGAAUCUGAUCUCCAGAUUAGCCUGCUGGUUAUCAACAGAGGAGCAACAGUUGUGAUUGCAACUCAACACUGCUCCAGUCCUGGAAGAGCGUUGAGGAAAACGGAGUUUUCAAUUGGGAGAGCAAAGGACUGAGCCAUCGUUUCAGUCAUCAGCAAUAACUGGCAUGGCAGGACGGGCAUGCAUUCUCCACUGACAUAGGAUUUCACCCUGCUUUACCAAGACUGGUCUAAAAUUCCAGACCUGACUGCUCCUCUAGCCUACAAACAGGAUGAACAAGAGAUCAUUUCUGGGAGCCUGGGUGGCCCUUUUGGUGAUGACAGCACAGCAGCGAGCUCACACCAUGGCAAGCCUCUAUCCAUACUGGCAGAAUGACACCAAAACCCCCAAAGUCGAUGAUGGCAGCUCCCCUGAAAUCAAGAUCUCUGUGCCAUUCAUCUUUUUUGGAGCCCCAUACAGAAGCAUUUAUGUCAACAACAACGGCGUGAUCUCCUUCAACGCCCUGGUGAGCCAGUUCACGCCCGAGGCCUUCCCGCUGGCCGACGGCCGCGCCUUCGUGGCGCCCUUCUGGGCCGACGCGCACAACGGCAUCCGCGGCGAGAUCUACUACAGGGAGAGCACGGAGCCAGAGCUGCUCCGCAGGGCCUCCAGGGACAUCCGCAGGCACUUCAGGGACAUGGCCUCCUUCUCUGCCCGCUGGCUCUUCAUCGUCACCUGGGAGGAGGUGACCUUCUACGGGGGGAGCAGCACGACGCCGGUGAACACGUUCCAGGCUGUCCUGAUCACAGACGGGGUGUCAUCCUUUGCCUUGUUCAACUACCACGAAAUCAGCUGGACCACGGGCACAGCCAGCGGAGGGGACCCCCUCACUGGUCUCGGCGGGGUGAUGGCUCAGGCUGGCUUCAAUGGUGGAAAUCUCACCAACUUUUUCAGCAUCCCAGGCUCCAGAACCCCAGACAUUGUCAAUAUUGAGGAAACAACCAACGUAAAUGUCCCUGGGCGCUGGGCUUUCAAAAUAGAUGGCAGAGAAAUAGACCCGGCCAACGGCUGCAGCCUGAGAGGACAGUUUCUCCGUCAAGGGGAGAUCUUUUGGGACAACGCCAACUGCACCACCAAGUGCCGCUGCCUGGACUUCAACAAUGAGAUCCUGUGCCAGGACAUGGCUUGUGGCCCCUUCGAGGCGUGUGAGACGAAGACCAAAUUCUUCCAGUGCGUGCCGGUGGAGAGCAGCACCUGCGUGGUGUUCGGAGAUCCACAUUACCACACCUUCGACGGCUUCCUCUUUCACUUCCAGGGUUCCUGCUCCUACCUCCUCGCCAGGCAGUGCUGGCCAGGCUCCCAGCUGCCCUACUUCAACGUGGAGGCCAAGAAUGAGAACCGAGGCGGCUCCUCCGUCUCCUGGCUGAGGGAUAUUUAUGUGGAGGUCUACUCGCACAAGAUUGUUCUCCCCAAGGGCGGAUUUGGGAAGGCGAAGGUGGACGACCUGGUGGUGUCCCUGCCCAUCUCCUUGGAACUGGGUGCAAUCAAGGUCUACCAAAGCGGGCUGUCCACUGCCCUGGAGACUGACUUUGGCCUGCUGGUGACCUACGAUGGACAGCACUACGCCUCCGUGUCCGUGCCGGGCUCGUACAUCAACGCCACGUGCGGGCUGUGCGGCAAUUACAACAAAGACCCCGAGGACGACGUCCUGCGCUCGGAUGGGAGGGUGGCCACGUCCGUGCCAGACCUGGGCGAGAGCUGGCAGGUGCCACAUCCCGAGCGCAGGUGCUCCACGGGCUGCCUGGAGAACUGCAGCCUCUGUGACCCCGCCACCGAGGCGCUGUAUUUCACCCCUGAGUACUGCGGCUUCAUCAACAAGAGCGGGGGGCCCCUCUGGGAGUGUGGCUCUGUCGUGGAUCCCACUGCCUUCAUCCACAGCUGUGUCUACGACCUCUGCAGCGCCAAGGACAAUGGCACCGGGCUGUGCCAGGCCAUCCAGGCAUAUGCCACCGUGUGCCAGGCCCUGGGCAUCUCGGUGGGAGAGUGGAGGAGCCAGACGGGAUGUGCGGCGGCCGUGCAGUGCCCGGAGCUCAGCCAGUACUCCGUGUGUGCCACCAGCUGCCCUGCCACCUGCUCAGACCUCACGGCCCCGCUGGCCUGCACCACCCCCUGCACUGAGAGCUGCGAGUGCCCCGAGGGCCAUGUCCUCAGCGCCGACCGCUGCGUGCCCGUCCAGGGCUGCGGCUGUGACGUGAACGGCCGCUACUACACCGUCGGGGAGUCCUUCUGGGCAUCACCAGACUGCACUGUGCAGUGCCACUGCGAGGCUGGCGGGGAGGCCAGGUGCUUCAACACCACCUGCCCCGAGGGAGAGAUCUGCACCAUCGAGAACGGCUACCGGGGGUGCUACCCAAAGCGGGAGACCGUGUGUUUGGUGGGGCAGGACCAGGUGCUGCAGACCUUUGAUGGCAUCACCUUCCCCUACCCGCUGGAACAGUCCUACACGCUGCUCAAGACCUGCCCAGAGAGACCAGACUUCAUUGAGGUGGACAUCAACCAGAAGAAGGUUGGCUCUGCUCCCAAUGGGCCGCGCGUUGUGCGGGUCCAGGCGGCCGGCCAAGAGGUGAAGAUUGGAGGCACCAGGCUGUCAGACAUUAAGGUGAAUGGUUAUGAUGUGGAGCUGCCCUAUUUCCACCACUCUGGGCGCCUGGAAAUCUACCGGACUGACAACAGCACCGUGAUGGAGUCUGAGGGGCUCCUGGCCAUCAGCUACUAUGACUCCGGCCUCCUGGAGAUCCGCCUCUCCACCUCCUACUUCAACUGCACCGGGGGCCUCUGCGGCCUCUUCAACGACAACGCCACCGACGAGUUCUGCCUGCCCAAGGGCAAGUUCACGGACAACCUGGAGCUCUUCCUGGAGAGCUGGACCACCUUCGACGAGAUCUGCAACGGCGAGUGCGGGGACCUGCUCAUGGCUUGCAACAACGACUCGGAGCUGCUCAAGUCCUACAGGAGCCGCUCCAGCUGCGGCAUCAUCAACGACCCCACCAACAGCUCCUUCCUGGAGUGCCACAGCGUGGUCAAUGUCUCGGCCUACUACAGGACGUGCCUCUUCCGCCUGUGCCAGAGCGGCGGCAACGUGUCAGAGCUGUGUGACUCGGUGGCACGCUACGCCAGCGCCUGCAAGAACGCCGACGUGGACAUCGGCCAGUGGAGGAGCCACAGCUUCUGCCCUCUCUCCUGCCCGGAGAACAGCCACUUUGAGGAGUGCAUGAGCUGCGUGGAGACCUGCGAAAGCCUGGCCUCGGGCCCCGUGUGCAAGGACACCUGCUCGGAGGGCUGCCAGUGCGACGAGGGCUUCGCCCUGCGCGGCACCCGCUGCAUCCCCCGCCGCGAGUGCGGCUGCAGCUUCGAGGGCCGGCAACUGGCCACCAACCAGACCUUCUGGAUGGACAUCUCCUGCCACUUCCUGUGCUACUGCAACGGCUCGGACAACAGCGUGUACUGCGAGAAUGUGUCCUGCAAGGACGACGAGUAUUGCCUGGAGGAGAAUGGCCUCUACUACUGCCACGUCCGCACCGAUGCCUCCUGCAUCAUCUCGGGCUAUGGGCACUACCUGACUUUUGAUGGCUACUCCUUCGACUUCCAGAGCAGCUGUGAGCUGGUGCUGUGCACCACCAUCUCCCGGCCCAGGGUGGAGCGCUCGGACACGUUCCCAGCGUUCACUGUCACGGCCAAGAACGAGGAUCGGGACACCUCUCUGGCCCUGUGGGUGAAGCAGGUGGAAGUGGAGGUCUUUAAUUACAAGAUCGUCAUCCACCGUGCCUACAAGUACACUGUGCUGAUCAACGACGAGCGUCUCUACCUGCCCCUGAAGCUGGGCCAGGGCAAAGUGAACAUCUUUGCCUUCGGUUUCCACAUCGUGGUGGAGACUGACUUCGGGCUGAAGGUGGUGUACGACUGGAAGACCUUCCUGUCUGUCACCAUCCCACGGGGCUUCCAAAACCUCACCUAUGGCCUCUGUGGCCGCUACAACGGCAACCCCGAGGACGACCUGGUGGCCGCAGGGGGGACACUGGCCACCAGCAUCAGCGACUUUGUGCAGAGCUGGGCCAAGCGGGAUGCGUUCUGCCGCGUGGGCUGCGGCGACCGCUGCCCGGCCUGCGGCAAGGUGGAAGGAUUCUGGAAGCCCCAGCAGCUCUGCAGCCUCAUCCCCAGCCAAAGUGGGGUCUUUGCCAAGUGUCACAGCAAGAUCAACCCCAGCUUCUUCUACAAGAACUGCCUCUUUGACACCUGUGUGGAUGGGGGGGCCAUGCAGACAGCCUGCAGCUGGCUGCAGAACUAUGCCAGCACCUGCCAGACUCAGGGCAUUGCCAUCACUGGCUGGAGGAACUUCACCUCAUGCUCUGUCAGCUGUCCCCCCAACAGCCACUACGAGAGCUGCGUGUCCCUGUGCCAGCCCCGAUGUGCUGCCAUCCGGCUGAAGAGCGACUGCAGCCACUACUGCGUGGAGGGCUGCCAGUGUGACCCUGGCUAUGUCCUCAAUGGCAAGAGCUGCAUCCUGCCCCACAACUGUGGCUGCUACUCUGAUGGCAAAUACUAUGAGCCCAAGCAGCUCUUCUGGAGCGGGGACUGCACGCGGCGGUGCCGCUGCUUCCGGCGCAACCUGAUCCAGUGCGACCCCCGGCACUGCAAGUCUGACGAGGAGUGCGCGCUGCGCAACGGCGUCCGCGGCUGCUUCAGCACCCGCAGCUCCUUCUGCCUGGCGGCCGGCGGCGGCGUCUUCCGCACCUUCGACGGCGCCUUCCUCCGCUUCCCCGCCAACUGCGCCUUCGUCCUCUCCACCAUCUGCCAGAAGCUGCCCGACUUCUCCUUCCAGCUCAUCAUCAACUUCGACAAGUGGUCCUCGCCCAACCUCACCAUCAUCUCCCCCGUGUACUUCUACAUCAACGAGGAGCAGAUCCUCAUCAGCGACAGGAACACUGUCAAGGUGAACGGAAGCCUCGUGAGCAUCCCCUUCGUCACGGGGCUGUCCACCAAGAUCUUCAGCCAGGAGGGCUUCCUGGUCAUCGACUCCAGCCCUGACAUCCAGAUCCGCUACAACGGCUUCAACGUCAUCAAAAUCACCAUCGGGGAGCGGCUGCAGAACAAGGUGUGCGGCCUCUGCGGCAACUUCAACGGCGACCGCACCGACGACUACGCCACGCUGCGGGGCAAGCCGGCCGUCAGCAGCGUGGUGCUGGCGCAGAGCUGGAAAACCAACGGCAUGCAGAAGAGCUGCAACGAGCUGCAGUACUCGCAAUACGCCGCCUCCUGCGACAACGUCCAGAUCCAGGAGCUGCAGAGUGACAGCUACUGCCUGAAGCUGACCGACAUGAAAGGCUUCUUCCAGCCCUGCUACGGCCUCCUGGACCCACUGCCCUUUUAUGAGUCCUGCUUUCUGGAUGGCUGCUACAACCACAAGAAGGUCCAGCUGUGCGGCUCGCUGGCUGCCUACGGAGAGGCCUGCCGGACCUUCGGCAUCCUGGGCACCGACUGGAUCGAGAAGGAGAAUUGCUCAGGAGUGGUGGAAGAUCCCUGCGUGGGCGCCGACUGCCCCAACCGCACCUGCGAGCUGGACAACGGCGGGGAGCUGUGCGGCUGCAUCGAGCCCCCGCCCUAUGGGAACACUACCCAUGACAUCAUUGAUGCGGAGGUGACUUGCAAGGCUGCCCAAAUGGAGGUGUCCAUUUCAAAGUGCAAGCUGUUCCAGCUGGGCUUUGAGCGUGAGGGCGUGCGGGUCAACGACCGCCACUGCCCUGGCAUUGAAGGGGAGGACUUUAUCUCCUUCCAGAUCAACAACACCAAAGGCAACUGUGGCAACUUGGUGCAGUCCAACAGCACUCACAUAGUGUACAAGAACACGGUGUGGAUCGAGAGUGCCAACAACACGGGCAACAUCAUCACCCGGGACAGGACCAUCAAUGUGGAGUUCUCCUGUGCCUAUGAGCUGGACAUCAAGAUCUCCCUGGAUUCAGUCGUGCGGCCGAUGCUCAGCGUGAUUAACCUGACGGUGCCGACACAGGAAGGGAGCUUCACCACCAAGAUGGCCCUGUACAAGAACUCGUCCUACAAGCACCCAUACCGGCAGGGCGAGGUGGUGCUCACCACCCGGGACGUGCUCUACGUGGGGGUCUUUGUGGUGGGGGCCGACUCCAACCACUUGAUCCUGAUGCUGAACAAGUGCUACGCCACCCCCUCGCGGGACAGCAACGACAAACUGCGCUACUUCAUCAUCGAGGGAGGGUGCCAAAACAUGAAGGACAACACCAUUGGCAUAGAGGAGAACGGAGUGUCCCUGACGUGUCGCUUCCACGUCACCGUCUUCAAGUUCAUCGGGGACUACGACGAGGUUCACCUGCACUGCGCCGUGUCCCUCUGCGACUCCGAGAAAUACUCCUGCAAAAUCAACUGCCCUCAGCACACAAGGAUGGCCAGCGCCUUUGCUGAGGAGUCCAAGGAGCAGAUCCUCUCAGUGGGGCCUAUCCGGAGGAAGCGAUCAGACUGGUGCGAGGACAACGGAGGCUGUGAGCAGAUCUGCACGAGCCGGGCGGACGGGCCUUUGUGCAGCUGUGUGACAGGGACACUGCAAGGGGACGGCAAGAGCUGCAGGGCCUCCAGCUCUUCAGGGGAGCACCGUGCCCGAGUGACCCUCCUGCUGGCGGCCCAGCUGUGGCUGUGGCUGCGCUCAGCUCCGCGGCCCCUGACCUCGUAGGCGCGGCCCCGCCGCCCAGCCAAAAACUGUUCUCGCGUCAGCCUGAGUCUUUGUAGGGUAGGAGACAGUCCCCCCACCGUGGCCACGCUGCUGCCCACCCGGCCAUGCUGCGAGGAGGCAAAGGGAUGUCACCUGAGAGAGGUGGGACGCGGACCCGGCGGUGACGUGCAGCCGGCACAGCGGCAGCGACGGCGAGACUGAGCGGGAUGUUUGCCAGCAGCGAUGUGGGACUGGGGUUUGGGGGUUUUUUUUACAGCUUUCCAUCACUGAUGUGGACUCAAGGAGGGGUUUUGCAGCUUUUCCCCAGGCUCUCCCUUGUGGGGUGCACUGAAGGUGGCCCACACCACUGUUGGUAGUGUGGGACGGGGUGGAGCACAUGCUGUCCCCUCACAUGGACAGCUCCCACUGUCCUUGGGAGCUGCCACCACGGUCUUAUGAGCUCACAGACUCAAGCAGAGGUAGGUGUUGUGGCACAGGUUAUGGCCAGAGCAGUGCAUUGCCAUCUCUGGAUGAUGUGACACCUUGGGACCGUGUCACCCUCUGACUCUCUGGAGCAGAGGUGGUGCUGAGGUUUGGUUCAGAGAGCCAAGCUCAUCCAUGGGGGUGUGGAAAUCUUGGCAUUGUGCUGUGGUGGUGACAAGCUGGUGCAAAUAAUUGGAAAGAGGUGCUUUCUGGUGGGCAGGAACAAGAGUCAGAGGAAGGAGGGGAUGAAAUUCCCUGCUGUGUUUGUGUGGUGUGCAAGGGUUGAGGGUCAGAGCAGGGUUGGGGUCUGCGGGCACAGGGCAGCAUUGGGGUGCCUGGUGAAAGAAUGGGGAGCAGCCUUGGGGUGCUGUUGGGUGUGGGGGGCUGUGUUGGUGUCUUGUCUUGUGUUUGUACUCUGUGAAAUGGCUGCGUGGGAAUAAAAAGUGUUGUAAUCCUUCGUAAGCACUGCCUCCUGUCUGAUGGGGGCAAGGAGCAGCAGGGCCUGGAAGGACACCAAGGCUGCAAAGAGUCCCUGGGUGGGUGGACAGGGAGUUUUGGGGUGCCAGGCAGGGGCACACCAGAGCUGAGGGCAGGGGUUGUGGCUCGAGUGUGGGUCUGGCAGGUUUGCCAUGGCGUGGGCUGGGAUGUAGGGCAGAAGGAGCAGAGGAGAUUUGGGUUCUGGGGCAGGGGGGCAGCUGGUUCCUCUGCCUCAAGACAAGAGGUGGGUAACAGGAUGUCACGGACUCUGCUCUGCUUCUUCUCUGCCUCCAGCUCCCUCUCUGUGCCCUCUGUGUGUGUUAGCUCUGAAUUCUCUCCUUCACUCCUCUUUUCUCCCUGCGACUGCCUCUCUCUGUGCUGCCUCAUUCCCCCCAUCUCUGUGCCUCUUUGCUCUCCUGCCUCUGCUCUCCCUGUCCUCACUCUGCCCUCUCUGUGCUUCUCUGCCAUCCCUCUCCUGUCCACUUUCUGCUCCCUCUCAGCGUCACUCUCAGCUCUCCAGUGUCACUCUGCCUCUCUGCCUUUGGUCUGUUUGCUCUUUGUGCCUCUUUGCCCCCUCUCUCCCAUAUUUUCUCUCUGCUCUCUCUGCCUCUGUGCCCUCUGCACCUCCCUCUUUGCUCUCCAGGUCUCCCAUCUCCUUCUCCAGUCUCUCUUUGCCCCGGGCCGUGUCUCUCACCCUCAUCUCAGCGUUAAUUAAUGAGCUGCUGAAGGACGGCAGCAGUGUGGGUGUGCUGCGCCCCAGGGAGCUGCCGGAGGGCUGCGGGGGGAGCCCCGAGGAUGGAGAGGAUCCCCGGGCACUGCAGGGCUGAUGGUGUGGGCAGCCCGAUAAACAACACAGGGCCUGGUGGGGAUGUUCAUGGCUUUCUUUGGCUCUUAAAGGGUUUGGCAGAUUGUCCGAAGAGCAAUGGCGAGAGGAGAGCCUGAGCGUGGGAUCACACUGACCACAGAGCUGAUCACAGCACUGACCACAACACUGACCACAGCCCUGACCCCAACCCUGACCACAGAGCUGAUCACAGCACUGACCACAACACAAAUCACAGCACUGACCACAUCACUGACCACAU